UGUGUGGCUGCAUGUUAACGCGAACAGCAGUGAAGGUUUAGCUUUUAAAGGAAAUUAUGUUUCAAGGUGAGGUACCUAGCCGCCUCUCUGCUGAUAAGCCGAGUGAACUCUCUCUGAAAGUGACGGUCUCAAGACAUAAUGAAAUCCGCUUGCCGAACAAUGACAUCACUGUCGACAUUCCGGAAGAAGCGGAGGCGCAUGGGCAUACGUCAGACAGAAAGUCCGAAGUCGACGAGAAUGAAAAUGAAAACAACGAAAUAGUGUUAAAACGGAAACUUGUGGGUUUAAUGAAACUUUCCAGAAAUGAAUACGAUAACAUUCAUGUACAUAACGAGGAGGAUAGUGCGGCGUCACCCCCGACGUCUCCCUUCACCCCCACCUCUAUAUACACUGUCGGCGGAAGCCAGAGUCGUCCUAUAUUGGAAAUCCGGGCGAAGGAUAUUUCCACUCGUCAGUGUAAGUUUGAAAUGGGUGAGGAAUGGGAACAGUUUCAGAGUAUCCGGACAACGAAGUCGAUUAGCUGCCCGCCCAGUCCGCUCAUGGGCGCAAAGAAAGACGCCGAAAAUGUUGAAGCCGACAGACGGAACUCCGGUUACGCCGCCAGUGAACCAGGACCGGAUAUUGAGCUGGACCUUACUAACCCGUCAGAAAAACAGACCGAGCCCUACCCUUUUCACUUCCUGUUUUCGUCAACAUCCGGUUCACCGAUCAAAAAGUGCGCCAUCGUACCGAACCCGCAUAACAAAAUAAAUCAGAGAUUUCAUAGCACGCUGCAGUGCCCGUGCUUUCUAUUUUUCUUUUUCCUGUGUUGUUUGCCGGCCGUGCAUUUCAUGCAACGUUCAGACAUUCAGUUUAAGAAGGGAAACGUCACUCGCGCUAUGAAUUAUGGGAAGUUGUCAACUGCGUUCUACGUCAUCGGUUCUGUUGUUGGUCUGGCGUUCCUUUCUGUAGCCAUAUAUUUUGCAGCGGAUUACGUAAAACAGUAUGUCUGACGUUUAUGACGUACAUAUGUACGUGGGCGACGAGAAACAAUGCAGCCGGUGAUUCGCCUAUUUUCACAAAACAAUAUCCAAACAUAUAUUAACUGUUCACCCUUAUAAUGAUAAUAAAUAUAUAAGCAUUGUA
This is a messenger RNA of Dreissena polymorpha, 1125 nucleotides long. RefSeq lists its product as uncharacterized. The record is from RefSeq and is a predicted model, not a curated record. NCBI's taxonomy places the organism in Eukaryota, Metazoa, Mollusca, Bivalvia, Myida, Dreissenidae. Bases 57 to 992 code for a protein of 311 amino acids. The transcript has 2 exons.